Molecule: messenger RNA, 585 nt
Organism: Spizellomyces punctatus DAOM BR117
Lineage: Eukaryota; Fungi; Chytridiomycota; Chytridiomycetes; Spizellomycetales; Spizellomycetaceae
Product: ribosomal protein L7/L12
Exons: 5
Coding region: 1-585 (194 amino acids)
Biological process (GO): translation
Cellular component (GO): ribosome
Molecular function (GO): structural constituent of ribosome
Source: RefSeq, a predicted model, not a curated record
AUGGGGGACGAUAGGGUAUCUAGACUUGUGCACUUGUCUGUGAGAAGCUUUUGGCGGAGUGGUCGGACGGUUAAUGGUGGGAGAGCUCUUCCGAAGACUCACCACACCACCUGCAACCCCAUCCUCCCAGCCACCGUCCGCACCUUCGCCUCUACUCCCUCCACACGACAAGAGCAGGUUGAUCCCAAGAUCACCAAGAUUGUGGAUCAAAUUGCAGCCUUGACCUUGUUGGAAACGGCUGGGCUUGUUUCAUCGCUGAAGGCGCGCCUGAACAUCCAAGAUAUUGCCAUGCCGGUUGCAGUCCCCGCGGCAGCUGGAAAUGCGGCAGCCGCAGCUGCACCAGUUGCCGAGGAGAAGCCUGCUGAGAAGACCGAGUUCAAAGUCAAGCUAGAGAAGUUCGACGCUGCUUCCAAAGCAAAGAUUAUUAAGGAGAUCAAGGGGAUGAUUCCCGGCGCCAAUUUGGUUGAGGCCAAGAAAUUUGUCGAGAGUGUGCCAAAGGUGAUUCGAGAAAACGUGAACAAGGAAGAUGCUGAAAAGAUGAAGAAAACACUGGAAGCACUAGGGGCCACUGUCAUUUUGGAAUAG